Diplodia corticola is the source of this 1209-nucleotide messenger RNA. Its product is annotated as mg2+ transporter zinc transport protein. Gene Ontology annotation, molecular function: magnesium ion transmembrane transporter activity; magnesium ion binding; cobalt ion binding. The record is from RefSeq and is a predicted model, not a curated record. Gene Ontology annotation, biological process: metal ion transport; transmembrane transport. The transcript has 5 exons. Bases 1 to 1209 code for a protein of 402 amino acids. Lineage: Eukaryota; Fungi; Ascomycota; Dothideomycetes; Botryosphaeriales; Botryosphaeriaceae. Gene Ontology annotation, cellular component: membrane.
AUGGCGAACAACCAUGUGCCCUUAGCAAAGUGGACCUGGAAAACAGGAACACCCAGCGCCACCAGAUCUGCAACCACAUUGUCCGAAUUUCUCCAGCAGCCCGACGCAUGGACCGGCCGUCUUCGUGUUCUAUCGAUACCGCGCGACACCGGGACGCCAGACAUACAGCCCCUUCUCAACUCUUACCUUUCGCGCCUCCAUGUGCCCGAUGAGUUUCUGCUUGAGAGGGACCAGGCCGUCAACCACGGCUUCGGCACCAUCGCCGACUACGGUCGUCAGAGACACGCGACCUGGAUGCGGCUUGUGGCCAAGGGCAUAUCCGUCGAGCGGGACCCGCACGGGAACCCAAUCGCCAUCGAUACGCCCGUGGUAUCCAACGCGGAGUCGCGGGAUCGAGCCUGGUUCUCCUUCGCCUUUGUUCUGUUGGAGGAAACCAAUGGCACCGACAAGCAAGCCACCCUGCUUUGCUUCGAUGCACCCACCCAGCUGCACAAGGACCUCAACGACUUGGACGUCUCGGAUGAGCAGCUGAACGAUGCCUACUUUGUCUUCGCCAUCGUUCUCAAGGCCGUCUGGAAGACCAUGGAUGACGAUUCCUGGACUCUGGCCGAUGUCUUCCGCAACAUUGAAAAGAGCACUUUGGAAAGGUCGGCGAGCGACAAGAGCGUGUCGCAGUUGGUCAACUUCUCGGAGCUGCACAACAUCUCCAAGCAUCAGAUAUACAUGUCCGAGGCAUUUGAAGCCGCCCAGCUUGUUGCGAACGACCUUCUUCAGACGUACCGCGACCGCUUUGCCGCAACCCCGCCACAAGACGCCCGGCUUACAGAGCAGAAGCUGCUGCACAGCGCGCGCAUGUUCAAAGCGUCACACCUCCGGCUCAACAGUCUGGAGAAGCGAAUCUCCAACAUCACCAGUUUGGCCUUCAACAUCGUCACGCAAGAAGACAGCCGCUCGAUGCACACCAUCGCCCUCAUCACCUUGGUCUUCUUGCCGAGCACCCUCAUCGCAACCGUCUUCAGCAGCUCUUUCUUUGACUUCACCAUGGCCGACGACGACAACAACGAGACUGGCGUUCAUCUCUCGUCGCUCUUCUGGAUAUUCUGGGUCAUCUCCAUCCCCAUCACCCUGGUCGUCGUGUGCCUCUGGUGGAGUCUCAAGUGGUGUUCCAACCGGAAGAAGAAGAAGAAGAGGCCCUUUUCGACAGCUUGA